This is a messenger RNA of Caenorhabditis bovis, 1017 nucleotides long. NCBI's taxonomy places the organism in Eukaryota, Metazoa, Nematoda, Chromadorea, Rhabditida, Rhabditidae. The record is from the annotation of a GenBank genome assembly.
AUGGAGCCAUCGAAACUAUCGAGCAAUCAGCGAAUGAAUGGAGGAGCUGGAAUGCCAAUAAAUGUGAAGAGUUGCUCGAAGCCAUCGCCAUCAGAAGAUCCAAUUCGCUUCAAGAAUGCUCCAAAGAGCAAGAAUCCAAGCUUAACUCCGAAGAAAAGCGGCCAAGCUAAAGGACUUGAGCGAUUCGUGUUGAUCAACCAAGCCUCUCAGAAUAAUCCAAUAGUUCCAAUAAUGGGAAUCAAGAAUGAGAAUGGUGUUGUCAAAUAUCCGCUUCUUUUGUGCUCUCAAGAAGGCACAAUAAUGUUGGCUCUCGCCGCUGGCGUUUUAUUGGAAAUAUGCGUUGAUCGUAGUUUUCGACUGGUUUGUAAUGAAGAUUUUAUGGCAUAUGUCAAUGCUGGUGGAGGUGUCUCAAGUAUUGUCCACAGAUUCGCCAAGAUCGUGCACUCCGGCGAGCAUGUGCACUGCAAAUUCAUCGCUGUCAAUGACCGAUUCGCGGUUCUCGGAGCCGAAGGUGUGCUCUUCUCAAUGCAACACCUCCAAGCUGCUUAUUUGUUGAACAGUGGGAACGAGAGUCGGACAAGACCAUCGGUGGUGGCGAUCGAUAAGCCAGAAUUUCCAAUAAAGGAAAUCGACUAUUCGCUUCAUCAGAUGUACGCUGUCUCACAAAUGGGCACCGAGUACAUUUCGCAGUGCAAUGAGAUUGUCCAAAAGGCGGGAUAUGAAAGGAAACGCGACGGGACCUUGGUUAUUCACAUUAAUGGAAUCCACAUCAAAUCAAAUGCGGACACCGGAGAAGUAAGUAUUCAAGCGAAGCCGAUUUUCAUGACGAUGAACUCGCAAACGAAUACUGUUCAUCUUCGAAGCGCCUUCAUCGAUAUGGCCGUUCAGGAUCGCGACAAGUGCUAUGUGAAGCGUGCUGACAAUCGAAUCCACACUUCGAGAUCUGGAAUGGUUGUUUCUGAUGGCACUUGCAACAUUUCAAUCGAUCAGCAUGGCGAAAUUCUUUCAUGCUCUUAA